Camarhynchus parvulus is the source of this 1819-nucleotide messenger RNA. It is a transcript of the gene SERTAD2, whose product is annotated as SERTA domain containing 2. The coding region runs from base 538 to 1482 and encodes 314 amino acids. Gene Ontology annotation, molecular function: transcription regulator activity. NCBI's taxonomy places the organism in Eukaryota, Metazoa, Chordata, Aves, Passeriformes, Thraupidae. Gene Ontology annotation, cellular component: nucleus. The record is from RefSeq and is a predicted model, not a curated record. The transcript is spliced from 3 exons.
CCGUGUGUGAGUCACGGCAGCGCCGUCAAUGCCGUGUGCGGGCGGGCGGCGCUGCCUGGGCUGCCCCGGCCCCCCUCCCCCGGCACAGGGCUGGCGGGCCGCACUUGUCACCGUGUCACAUCCUCCCCGCCGCCUGCCGACCCGGCUCACCCUCCCCAGCUCGGCCGCCGCCCGGGGCCGCCGCGGCGGCAUGGGAUAGAGCCGGGCACAGCCGCCCCCGCCGCUGGUUUCACGUUGACCUCCCCGCGGUUUAAAUCCUCCCUCGCGUGUCCCCCCCGCUGUCUCCUCGCCUCCCCCGCCGCCCCUCUCUCCACCGAGCCCCCGCUCCCCCGGGCGCCUCCCUCGCCGGUCCUCGCCGCGGAGCCCCCGGAGCGGAUAGCGCCUGGUGCCGAGCGCUUCCCUCCUUCCCCCAAGUCUUCGCGCGCUUGAACAUCUCCGUUUGGCCUCAUUUUUGUGCUUCGGUGGUAUCUGCACAGCCCAAAUUAGCAGCGAGGAUUCCACGGACGGGGGCCGCCGCCUCCCUCGGCUCCCAGAUAUAUGUUGGGGAAAGGAGGAAAGCGGAAGUUUGACGAGCAUGAAGAUGGGUUGGAAGGCAAAGUGGUGUCUCCCACUGACGGUCCCUCUAAGGUGUCUUACACCUUACAGCGUCAGACUAUCUUCAACAUUUCCCUUAUGAAACUUUAUAACCACAGGCCAUUAACUGAGCCAAGCUUGCAAAAGACAGUUUUAAUUAACAACAUGUUGAGGCGAAUCCAGGAAGAACUCAAACAAGAAGGCAGCUUGAGGCCCAUGUUUGUGGCCGCUUCGCAGCCUGCCGACCCUCUCAGCGACAACUUCCGCGAGGCGCAGCCGGCGUUCAGCCACCUGGCCUCGCCGCCCCUGCUCCCCACCGACCUGGUAAGCACUAUGCCCCUGGAGUCCUGCCUCACCCCGGCCUCUUUGCUCGAGGACGACACUUUUUGCACUUCCCCGGCUGUCCAGCACGAUGGUCCGACCAAGCCACCACCUCCUGCUCUCCAGCCAGUAAAGGACAGCUUCUCCUCAGCCUUGGACGAAAUCGAGGAGCUUUGUCCAGCACCUACCUCCGCAGAGGCAGUAGCAGCUGAGCCGGCAGCCGACGACUCAAAAGCCCAGCCCAGCGAGUCCAACAUCCACAAGCCUGAGGGCCUCCCGGAGAGCAGAACGGCUGAAUCCAAACUCAUGGACCCCCUGCCUGGCAACUUUGAGAUAACAGCUUCCACAGGUUUCCUCACAGACUUGACCCUGGACGACAUUCUGUUCGCUGACAUUGAUACGUCCAUGUAUGAUUUUGACCCCUGUACGUCUGCCACGGGGGCUGCCUCAAAAAUGGCUCCCGUCUCAGCAGAUGAGCUCCUAAAAACUCUCGCUCCGUACAGCAGUCAACCAGUAACUCCAAAUCAGCCUUUCAAAAUGGAUCUCACAGAACUGGAUCACAUCAUGGAGGUGCUUGUUGGGUCUUAAAAAUAUUAGAAAUAUAGCAACUUUUUUUUUGUCUUUUUUCUUUCUUUUUUUUUUUUUUUUUAAUUUUAAGUACCAGUAUAUACACUUGGUAGUAUUUCCAUAGUCCCUCCCAGCCCCGAUUCACAGCACUGUGCAUGCAUCCUUGCUUGCCUUUUUUGAAAAGAAAAGGAUCACACUAGUUUUUGCUUCGAGCAGAGUUGGAGUGCCUUCAUCCAUGUAUGACCACUUCUAAUGUAUUUUUUUUAAAGUGGUUCCUCAAGGAAGACCGAAUAUCCUGGUAUAGGAAAGAAUACGUAUUGUAGACAAUGCUAUGUUAUUACAAAAAAAAAAAAAAAAA